Messenger RNA from Trichoderma harzianum CBS 226.95, 508 nucleotides. RefSeq lists its product as hypothetical. The record is from RefSeq and is a predicted model, not a curated record. Lineage: Eukaryota; Fungi; Ascomycota; Sordariomycetes; Hypocreales; Hypocreaceae. Bases 81 to 434 code for a protein of 117 amino acids. The transcript has a single exon.
AUUCGACGAAACCCAAGAAACAUUUGCAGAGCUUCGGCGCCGCAGAUUGCGAAGAUAGCAUCUUGCGGGGGGUGGACAAGAUGAGACGUCUUUUUAGGUUACUUUGUUUCUUCUUCUUUUUUGCUUCCAUCGCCUUUUUACGCUUUUCUUUGCGCAUUUUGAUAUCCUGUAUAAUAAUUAAUUGGCACAUGACGGGGGGAAACCGUCCCGCUCACAGAAGAUGGAAUGUGGGCACAUUUACUUUCACACAAACACACAAACGAAGCACACGCGUGCCCCAAUCGUCUACGAGAAAAACAGCGAUCGUGAAUCGAGGCAAAGCAGUUUUAGGGCAGGCGAGGAACGAGAAGCGCCAUUAUGACAAGCGCCACGAGAAGGUGGACGAAAAAGCGUUUGUUUCCCCCAGCGUGUCUGGCGAUGAGGAAAAGAAAUAACCAUUAAUUCAACAAAAUUUUGCUAUUUACAUAUGCUGGACAGGAGUGAUUUAGUUGUCCAAGAUAAAGAUGAU